GGUGACCCGGAAGUGAAACAGUUGCUGAUCUCGGCUAAACUUCCAGCUGCUGUGGCUCAAAGUAAAGUCGUUACAACGAGGACAGGACUCAUCAUCGGUCUGACUUCACGUGUGUGAUGGCGCAACACAUAAAAGACAAAGAAGCUUACCAAAGACUGAACUAUCUGUACCAGGCUGCACACUGUGUCUUAUCUCAAAAUCCAGAAAACGUGGAGCUGGCUCGUUUCUACAGCUUCACACAGAGGACCAUUGCAAGACGCCUGGUCCUCAGACAGGACCCGUCUGUGAAGAGAACAUUGUGCAAGAAGUGCUUCUCUUUACUUAUCCCUGGCAUAACUGCUACAACAAGACAGCGAAGGAAAAAACGUAAAACUCGCUUCACUGUGAUGAAGUGUCUCAGCUGCGGGCAGAGCAAGACAUUGUUGAACAAUCCAGAUUAUUGUUUAUGGGCAGAUGACCCAAAGGCACAGCAGGAUCAACAAAAGAAACCAGAUCCAGGCAAUUCUGCUCAACAUCAGACAAAACACACAAAACCUGACAGGUCAGAGUCUUCGAAAUCCAGUGCUGCCAAGAGCACUGCCAGCAAAUAGCACCAGUUCCUCUCUUUUGAUUUGGAAUAUUGAUUCUGAUAUUUUUUUUCUUCUUUUUGGUAUAAAACAUGUGCUGCUGUCUUGUUACAAACAUGCAGAAUCAGGGAAAGUAGUUGGAUGUGAUCUGAAUGCCAACUCCUCUGUGAGAUUAUUUUCAGUAAUCAUUUGUAGCUUGUGUUACUGUCAUUCUUAAUGAUGAUACCAAAUGGUCUUAAUUUCUUUGAAAACACUGGAAAGUACAUUCAUUUUAGAUAUUCCUAUUAUUCGUCCCAAAUAUUUGACACUGUCUGCACAUGCUUGUUAGUUUCAGGUAAACAUCUCUUGACCAUUUGAUAUCUAUUACUUUUCUAAAGCCCCACAUUUUAUUUCACAUUUUCUUCUUUUUCCCUUUAUCUCCUUUUGGCACUCUGACACGUGUCUUCUGGCAAUAUAGAAGGUUCUUGGCAAAAAUCCUUGGAAUAUGACCCAUGUACAAGAGGAGAGCCAGGGUCAUGCCUAGGACACAGACAGUCACUGUAAGCAGUGUGUUCACUUAUGAAGAAUGGACAAAUACAUGAAUGUACAUGAAAUUUUAUUAUAAUUUACCUGUGAGCGAGCCGAGCCAGUAGACCACCGCAUACUCUGUGAAGGUAAAUCCAGGGCAGUAGAAGGUGAGGCCGUAAGCCAAAGAUGGAUUUAUGAAAGAUGAGGUGAAGCCCCUGGCUGGAAAAUGGAAAAUAAAGUUUACGUUAGUUUUACUUUCUUUUAAUGGUCUAACUUACUUUUAUGAAAAAGGAAGCAGAAACAAUUGUCUCAUAAUCAAAAAUGUGUUGUGCAAUGCAAUAUCUAAAAUACAAACUUUUAAAGCUCUGAGGUUUUUUUGCAUGAUAAGAAAAGAACUACGGUUGAGACCGAGGCAACAAGGAAAAAAUAUUUUGCGUGGUAGUUUCGGAGUAGUACAAUGUUUUUUGUAUUAAGUUUUUUACUGAAGUAAAAGAAUGUUUUUACUCUGA
Molecule: messenger RNA, 1582 nt
Organism: Scophthalmus maximus (turbot)
Lineage: Eukaryota; Metazoa; Chordata; Actinopteri; Pleuronectiformes; Scophthalmidae
Gene: rpp21
Product: ribonuclease P 21 subunit
Exons: 5
Coding region: 117-590 (157 amino acids)
Biological process (GO): tRNA processing
Cellular component (GO): nucleolar ribonuclease P complex
Source: RefSeq, a predicted model, not a curated record